AUGGAUCUUGACGAGUCUCAGAUUGAUCCGACAUCACAAUACCUUGAUGAACCCUUGAUAAGCGAGAGCCAGCGGCCUGAUUCCCCAAUGCUAGCCACCCGAGCCACGCAGCGAGCCUCCCCACCCUAUACCCAGCGAGCCCGGCGAGGCCCUCGAGUUCAAACUGAUUGGACCCCUGACAUGGAGCUGGCCAUGCUCAAUACCUUCAUUGAUGCCAAAAAACAAGGUUUGGAGACAGACAACAGCAAUUACAAAAGUGUUGUUUGGCCUUCAAUUGUUGAUGCUGUCAAAUCUCUUGGAGCAGCUUAUCAAAGCUCUGCUAGCUCAUCUCAAUCACCUGCGAGAAUGUCAACUGAAACAAGCACUCGAAAUCAACCACUCAAAAGAAAAUUUGGGGACAGUAUUGAUGCUCUGAGAGAAGUUAUAAGAGAAUCUGCAACAGCCAAAUUAAGAGUUGAGCAGCCAGAUGAUAUCAAACAAGCAACCAGGCUAUUUUUAAAAGAGCAGUAA
Histoplasma capsulatum G186AR is the source of this 510-nucleotide messenger RNA. RefSeq lists its product as uncharacterized. Bases 1 to 510 code for a protein of 169 amino acids. The transcript is spliced from 3 exons. Lineage: Eukaryota; Fungi; Ascomycota; Eurotiomycetes; Onygenales; Ajellomycetaceae. The record is from RefSeq and is a predicted model, not a curated record.